This is a messenger RNA of Electrophorus electricus (electric eel), 1051 nucleotides long. Its product is annotated as POU class 2 homeobox associating factor 1. Gene Ontology annotation, cellular component: RNA polymerase II transcription regulator complex. Gene Ontology annotation, molecular function: DNA binding; POU domain binding; transcription coactivator activity. The record is from RefSeq and is a predicted model, not a curated record. Lineage: Eukaryota; Metazoa; Chordata; Actinopteri; Gymnotiformes; Gymnotidae. Gene Ontology annotation, biological process: positive regulation of transcription by RNA polymerase II.
GUUUAUAGGGCAGCCCACUCAAGCAGUUCAUGUACAAUUCUUUGGCGAACUGGGGCAUUUUCAGAAAAGUUAGCUGAAUGAUUCAGUUUAUAUCAAAUUAUUACAUAUCUGUGGUUGCACAUGGGAAAAUCACUGUCUGAGCAGUCUGCAUCCAAACCUUACCAGGGAGUGAGAGUAAAAGACCCUGUUAAAGAGCUACUGCGCAGGAAGAGAGGAAAUACAGCCAAAACAGCGCCCCCUACUGCGGUGGUGGUCCCUAACAACACUCUGCCUUCCUAUGCACAUGUUGGCUCUACUGGUUUCCCGGGAACUAGCCCGAGUGGCCCGAGUGAGUCACCUCUGGAGGUUGGAGCUCUGUGCCCUGGCUGGGUGGCCCAGCCCAGCAGCUCGGUAUCUCUCCCUCCUCUGGGUCACUGGGCUCCCACGGAGUAUCUGCACCACCAUGAGCCGACCGUCCCCGGCCUGUCGCCGCUCACCACCGACAUGUAUGUGCAGCCUGUGUGCUCUAGCUACACCGUGGUUGGUGCCCCGUCUGUGUUCACGCUGACUCCCACGCCUCUCUUCACCAAUCUCGGGACCAUUAGCCCGCCCGGCACAGCCAUGCCUCAGGUGGACAUCCCAGACAGCUCCCUGACGUACAUCCCCUGGGCCCAGCCCCUGCCCACGCUCUCGGCCCCUGGGCUUCAGCGCGGCCCCUGCCCACAGGCUCUGCCCUUGCCCCAGCUGAUGCCCAUACCCCUGCCUAUGUCCAUGCACGCGCCAGUGCCAGGGCCCCAGCAGGAGGAGCCCAGUCCAGCUGCGGAAGGCUCCUUAGCUUUGGAGAAGCUUCUGGAAGAGGAGGAGGGAAAAGGAGACUACGUCUGCAGUGCUUCCCUCUUUACACAAGACAUUUAGGACGCCCUCUGUGUAGUCUACCUUUCUGCCUCUGCUGUGCUGCCUCUGCCUCAUUUCUGCCUCUGUUUUGCUGCAUUCCUGUUGUUUUAAAAGACGACCUGUAAAGUAUGUUGCUGUGAUGCCACAAAUCUUCUAUUAAACAUUUUGUUCAUGUGCA